Molecule: messenger RNA, 28076 nt
Organism: Drosophila hydei
Lineage: Eukaryota; Metazoa; Arthropoda; Insecta; Diptera; Drosophilidae
Gene: bent
Product: twitchin
Exons: 48
Coding region: 146-27403 (9085 amino acids)
Biological process (GO): protein phosphorylation
Molecular function (GO): ATP binding; protein kinase activity; protein binding
Source: RefSeq, a predicted model, not a curated record
GUAAUAGAUCAACACUCGUGGAGUUCGCUUCGUUUCCACAGAAGGAUAAUUUUUCUUGCUGUGGGCUGCACUGUGUUAUCUGUAGUCUAGUUAGCUUAAGAGACUGUUGCCGAGCCGUUGAAGACGAAAAACGAUAAUCCUCAGCAUGGGGGUGGCUGAAGAUUUCGCUCCCAGCUUUGUGAAGAAGCCGCAACUGCAUCAAGAAGAUGACGGUAAUCGGUUGAUAUUUGAAUGUCAGCUGCUGUCGUCCCCGAAGCCGGAUAUAGAAUGGUUUCGCAGUGACAAUAAACUAACAGAGGAUGCCAGAACCAAAUUUAAAAUUCAACCCAUCGGGGAUAACAAGUUUACGGUAGUAUUAGAGCUCGACGAUGUUGUUGAAACGGAUGCUGGACUUUACAAAGUGAAAGCCAAGAACAAAUCGGGCGAGGUCUCCGCAUCAAUUAAUUUGAAUUUCACACUUGGCAAGUUCUUACUUCUCGAUGAUUCAAGACAAAUCGACGGUUUCGCGCCGACAUUCGCGAAAAAACCUGCCAUACGACAAGAGGAAGACGGUAAACGACUUCUAUUCGAGUGUCGUGUUAACGCUGACCCUUUACCCAAUAUAAUUUGGUUUCAUAAUGGCACGUCUGUUAAGGAAUCUCCCAGACAUAAGCUCACCAUCGAUAAGGAUGUCCACUCGUAUUUUGCAACGCUUGAGAUUCAAAAUGUUACAGUUGAGGAUGCUGGAAAAUACAAAGUGAAUGCAAAAAACGAACUUGGAGAGAGUAAUGCAACCAUAAGCCUCAACUUUGACAGCGACGAGGCUCCCGUACCCGAGAGUACAGAUGGAAUAAAACCUACAUUUACCGAGCGCCCCGUUAUCCGUCAAAGCGAAGAUGGCGGAAAUGUAACAUUUGAAUGUAGAUGCGUUGGAGAUCCCACACCAACAGUUACAUGGUCCCAUGGCGAGACAGUGCUGAGUGAGGGUAAGCGCUAUAAAAUGUCAUUGACGUUGGAUCAGAAACUUUAUCAUAUGGCGCGCCUAGAGAUAAGCAGCGUUGUCUCCAAUGAUCAGGGCGAAUAUAAAGCCCACGCGAAAAACAUACACGGCUCGGGCGUGGCAACAAUUAAUUUAAAUUUCGAAAGCGGAUCGAAAAAAAUUCCAGAUGGUAAAUCACCGCGAUUUCCCAAAAAACCGACAAUACGCCAAGAGGAAGAUAUUUUAAUAAUGGAAUGCAUCCUGGAAGCGCAUCCAAUACCGGACAUAACGUGGUAUUGCUCAGAUAAGCAAAUCUCAGACAGCCAGAGAACCAAAAUGACCCGAAAAGCAAUAACAAAAGAUAGCUACGUCCUAACACUCGAGAUACAAAAUCCCACAAAAGAUGAUGGCGGCAACUAUCGCUGUAAUGCGAUAAAUAUGUAUGGAGAAAGCAAUGCAAAUAUAGCGCUUAAUUUUCAAGGCGCCAAUGAUGCAAAUGGUUUUGCUCCAUCGUUUAUCGAAAAGCCAAGGAUUAUACCAAAUGAGACGGGCACUUUGAUAACCAUGAAGUGCAAAUGCAAGGCUAAGCCAGAACCCAUUGUCACAUGGUACAGGGGCCAAGACUUAGUGGAGAAGAGCAAAAAAAUAAAAAUAAACAGCACUGUCAUCGCGGAAGACACUUAUGAACUGACGUUGGAAAUAAAGGAUCCCGGCGCAACUGAUGGUGGCACUUACAGAUGUAAUGUGAAAAACGAGUACGGCGAAUCGAACGCGAACCUCAAUUUGAACAUUGAAGCAGAGCCCGAACCCGAGGGUGAAGGGCCAACAUUUGUUGAAAAGCCACGCAUUAUAUCUGAAAAUAAUGGUAAGCUUGUGAUCAUGGAGUGCAAGGUGAAGGCCGAUCCAAAGCCAGACAUUGUUUGGUUCCGCAACGGAGAGGUCAUCAAAGAGAGUAAUAAACUGAAAAUGUCCAUGGAAUCGCGUGGCGAUCAGUACUAUAUUAAAUUGGAGUUAAUUGAUCCACAGUUGGAAGACUCAGGUCUCUACAAAUGCAACAUUAAGAACACGUUAGGCGAACUGAACGCUAACCUGACGCUCAAUAUUGAAAUUGUGCCUGUUAUAAAGGACAAGCCCAAGAUUAUCAAAAUAAUCAAGAAACGAACUGUUGUCAUCGAGUGCGUAGUUGCAUCCAAAUUCGAGCCAAAAUGUACCUGGUAUAAGGAAAGCAAUAAGGUUGUCGAAAACAAACGACACGUUUAUCUAGUUGAGAAAACGAAGGAAGGUGAAUUUGCAGUCAAGCUUGAGAUCAACGAGGUUGAGGAUAGUGAUAAGGGCGCCUAUAAGCUAGUGGCCAGCAAUGAGAAGGGUGAGGCCGUGUCCCAGGUGGUCAAUCUCGUUGACAUCCCAGAAGAAGAGCGCAAACCCACUAAGCCAGAGAUUGCUCGUAAACUGGUUGACCAAAAGGUCACUGAAUCAAAGACAUUCGAGCUUCUGAUAAGCCUGAAGCAAUCGGAUCGUAAGUGCAAGAUCGAGUGGUAUAAGAGUAGUACCCUCAUCCGCGAGACGAAGGAUAUAACUACAACGUUCGAUGGCACAACAGCACGAUUGACAUUUAGUAGUGCCAAAUCGGAAAACACAUCAAAUUAUAAAGUUAUUGUAACAAAUGAGGCCGGUAAGGAUGAGUCCACUUGUAAGAUCACUGUGGAAAAGAAGGACAAAAAGAAGAAUGAGAAGGAAAAGGAGAAGGAGGAAGCUGAAAACAAACGUAAGGCUGAAGAAGAGGCCAAGAAGGACGAAAUCAUAGAAGAAACUGUUCAAGCAGAGAAAGAUGAAAAAGUUGCGAAGAAACAGAAAGAUAUUAAGACUACUGAAGAAAAUGUAAAGGCAGAAGCGGAAAAGGAGGCCAAGAAAGAUGAAACCAUAGAAGAGUCUGUUAAUGAAAAGAAACCAGAAGAAGUCACAAAGAAACCGAAAGAAAUUAGGGUUCCCGAAGAAAAGAAGAAACCGGAAGAUAAACAAAAAGAAGCAGCAGAGCCAUCACUAGAAUUAAAUAAAAAGAAGAGUCCAAAGGAAAAACAGGCGUUAACAAAAGAUAUUGAAGCUAAAAACGAAGAAACUGCUGUCGAAAAGAAGUCUACGAAAGUUGACGAAAGCAAAACGGAAGAAACGCCUGUAGAAGAGACAGCUCCAAAACAAAAGGAGGUGAAACUCAAUGACUUGGAGAAGAAAAAAGAAAUUGAUAAUAAGCCGCAGGCUGAGAAACAAGAUAUCGUUCCAGAAAUAAAGAAACCACUUAAAAAGAAAUCGGCGGCAGAAUCCAAAACAAAUGCAGCCGAAACAUCAAAGCCUAACGAGCUCAAAACUAAUGUAACUAAUGAACCUAGCGCAGAUAACGGCAUUCAACCUGAAGAGCAGGGACCUGUUGAGCAAAUUGGUCUGAAGAAAAUGGAGCGUAAGGCCAGUGUUGUAUCCAUGAAUGAAGAAUCCAAGUCUGAGGUACGUCGUAAGUCAAUAAUCAAAACAACCGGGGAAACAUCUGAGGAAGCCACAAAGAUUGUAUCUAGGAAAUCGUCAAUUGCGGCUGAAGAGAGCAUUUCAGAAUCUCGCCGCUUAUCUGUAGUUGAUAAGAAGGCCUUGGAGCAGGUUGAAAGCAAAAAAAUUGAGGCGAACAAUAAUCCACACUCUAUUAAGGAAGAGAUUCCCAAGUUGAAGCCAGCUGAAAAAAGGCGUGUCUCAAAGACUAUAGAAGAGCCGAAACCUUCAGAGGAGCUUCCGAAGCUCCGCAAAACGUCUAUUACACAGCCAAAGGAGGAACCUAAACUAGAGGUUGCAAAGCCAAAAGUCAAAUCAAAGCCCAAGGGCAAGCCCAAAUAUGAGGAGCUACCAGAAAUUCCAGAUUACGAGCGACCACAGCUCGAGAAAUAUGAAAAAUCCGAGUUUACGCCCACAGACUUUGCUAGGGAGCUAGAAAUACCAAAUAAAAUGGAGAAGCCAGUAGUGGACAAUGCCAAAAAGCCAGCAGAGUUGGCUCCACAAAAGAAUGGCUUGCCAAAGAAAACUGAGGCAAUUGAAAAACCUGUAGAGGAGCCAAAGACUCUAAAAAUGGGUAAAGGUAAAUUACCAGAUGACGAAGAUACUAGAGAUGGUGCCACACUAAAGCCUGUGAUUGUUGAACCAGAGAAAGAUAAACCAAAAUCAGGAGAUGAUAAAACGGAGGAGGCUGUGAAACCAUCUUUGAUGGAUAAAAUAAAGCAACGACGUCGUUCCUCAGUCAGACCCUUGAUGACCAAGGAACCCAUACAAAACGAGUCGUUCCUCGGUGUAGUUUUGAAACCCGUAAUAAAGGAUGCUAAAGAACAGGUUGCACCCCAACAAGCCAAGCAAUUACAUAAGGCAAAUGCAACGGAAGAGUUUAAUCCCACAAAAGCAUCCAAGGCUCAAAUAUCUGAGCUGAAAAAACCAGAAGUCAUAGCAACCAUUGUAGAUGAUUAUGAGCGGCCACAGUUAGAAAAAUAUCAGCGUUUCGAUUUUGAGAAACCCACACCUGAGAAGUCCACUCCUGUUGUUAAUAUCCCGGACCAAGACCCUCCAGAAGUCAAACUAACAGCCAUAAAUCCAAAGGAUGACAAGCCUAAGGUACCUAAGAUGCAACCUCCAGCACCUGGUGAGCCACCGAAGAUCGAGGUGAUACGAGAAAAACGUCCGUCCCUAGCACCAGAACCACCCAGCCGACGCGGCUCUCUAGUUCCCCCAGCGGACACGGGUCGCCGACCAUCGCUUAUUAUUAAUGACGAGAAGAAACUCCGCCCCGGCGAAGUCAUGGAUACACGGUUGUUGAGGCCAGGCGAGGUUGGUGAAGGACAGCAACAACAGCGACCCGGCGAAAUGGGCGAUGCGAAACAGCGGAGACGUCCCUCAAUUGACGUGCGUAGACCUAGCGUUCAGGACUUGGAAGAUCUUAUCAAUAAGCCAUCCACGCCAUUGCGCGAUGUCGGCGACGGUGGUCCACCAUCAAUUACUGAUGUCCAGGAGUCCUACUCAGUGGUCGAAGACUCGACGGCCUACCUUACUGUGACCAUCGAGGGAAAUCCUGCCCCCACUUUCAAAUUCUACAAAGGAGUUAGUGAGAUUCUUGAAGGUGGUCGCUACAAGUUCCUUACAGAUGGACAAUCAAAUUCAAUCACAUUGUGCAUGCGAAAGUGCAAGCCCAAUGAUGAGGGCAAAUAUAAGGUUGUCGUGUCGAAUAUACACGGCGAGGACUCGGCCGAAAUGCAGUUAUAUGUCUCCGAUUCCAGCGGCAUGGAUUUCCGUGCUAUGUUAAAGAAACGUCGUUAUCAAAAAUGGGACAAAGAAGAACAAGACCCCAAUUGGGGCGAUCUUAAAGAAACUGAAAAGCCAUUGCCGGCUUUAAAGAAAGUCGAAAGGGCGCCAACACUACGUAGACCAUCCCUAGCUGAGCUGAUCCCCGAUUGGCCGACGUUGCAUCCGUUUCGCCGUGAGGAGAAGGUAGAAUCAUUCCUUAGUCCAUUGAUCGACCAGUUCGCCAAGGAAGGCAAGGAUAAAAAGGUUGUAUUUGAGGCCAGAUUCAGCAAACCUAAUUGCAAGCCCAAAUGGUUAUUCCGCAAGGAUGAGGUGUUUACAGGCAGUAAAUUCAAAUUCAAGCAAGAAAAUGAUACAUAUCAAUUGAUCAUAACCGGACCUAAGGUGGAAGACACGGGAAAAUACACAAUUGAGAUCGGAGGUGUCUCCAGUACGGCAUUCCUCAAUGUCGAGGAAGCUGAUCCCACAUAUACAUUUACAAAGCCCCUUAAAAAGAAACUAGAAGGCUUUACCGAACAUGAGACCACACUAGAGUGUGCCGUUAGCAGUAGCAUGGCGAAUGUUCACUGGUUUAAGGACAAUAAGAAGAUUGAAUCGGAUGAUCCACGUUUCUUGAUCUCCAAAGAUAUAAAUGGUAAUCUAAAGCUAAUUAUCAAGGAGUCCCUAUUGGAGGACAGCGGUCAAUACAGGUGUCAAUUGGACAAGCAGCCAGAUAAAACUGAAACGGCAUUAAAGAUAGUCGAGUAUCCAUAUAAAUUUGUGAAAGUCCUCAAAUCACAGCAAUGCAUUGAGAAGGACACCGUCACUUUAUCCUGCGAAAUCGAUGAUGCCCAAGGCGAAGUUCAGUGGUUCCGCAACAACGAGGAAAUCAAACCAGACAAGCGAAUGCAAGUCAUCAAGGAAGGUCGCAAACGCAAACUGGUAAUCAAGGAUUGUAAGGUAACUGAUGCUGGUCAAUUCAAGUGUACGACAAACGCUGAUAAGACUGAGGCAGAGAUUAUUAUAAAUUAUCAAAACCGUUUCAACAAGAAACUUAAGGACACCGAUGCUGUUGAGCGAGAGAAACUUGUGUUGGAUGUCGAAUUACAGGACCAGACAGCUCCUUGCGACUGGAAAUUCAAUGGCGAACCAAUAGUGCCAAAUGAGCGUAUUGAAAUUAAAAACUUAGGCGGUGGCAAGCACCAGCUUGUUUUUAACAAUCUAGAGCUAACCGAUGCAGGUGAAAUCACCUGUGAGUCUGGUCAGCUCAACUCAACGUGCAAUCUAUCUGUGCGCCAGGGCGAGAGCAGGCCCAAUAUUGACUGUCGGGAUGAGUUUGCUGGACCAAUAAGUGCGCCUGUUAUUGUUGAGGUACCAUUCAAAGUUAGCGGUACUAAGCAAUCUCCAGUUGAGGCAAAAUUAAUUAAGGACGGAAAACCUUUGCCUGUCAAAGAUGUUGAGGUUGCGGUAACGGAUGAUAAGGUCACAUUUAAGUUAAAGAAACCAUCCAGAGACCUAUCAGGACCAUAUCAGAUCAAAAUUUCAAAUGGUCAAGGCGAAGACACAAAAGAUGUUAACAUUAUUUGCCAAGACGUUCCACAACCGCCACUCGAUGUUGAUGUAACCGAUGUUUUCCAAACAUCGUGUGUGGUUAACUUUAAGCCCCCGGCAGAUAAUGGCGGUACUCCUAUUUUAAAAUAUAUUAUCGAGCGUCAAGACUUGAGCAAAAAACAAGGCUGGGAGCCUGUCGCUGAGGUUCUACCAAGUGAACCUUGUCAAAAGAAGAUCGAUGACUUAGUGCCAAAGAAGCAGUACAGAUUUCGUAUACGUGCUGUAAACAAAAUUGGUCCAUCUGAUCCGGCUACAUUUAAGAACUCAAUACUAGCAAAAGAUCCGUGGGAUGAGCCGGGCAAACCCAAAGCCGUUGACCUUACAGAUUGGGACAGAGAUCACGCUGACCUUAAAUGGGAGGCACCAGAUAGUGAUGGUGGCGAUCCGAUUAUCUCUUAUAUUAUUGAAUAUAAAGAGAAAUUCUCAAAUGAUUGGGUUCCCGGAAAAGAAGUGCCGGGAGAUGCCAGGGUCGGCACCGUUGAUAAGCUCAAAGAGGGCCAACAGUACGAAUUUAGAGUCCGUGCUGUUAAUCGGGCAGGUCCUGGCGAGCCUAGCGACAAGACUAAAGCCAUUAUUGCCAAAUGCCGCUUUGUUAAACCAUUCCUUGUUGGUGAUGGUCUUAAAAAUAUAACUGUAAAGAAGGGACAGACCGUACGCUACGAUAUUAAAUACGACGGUGAACCAGAGCCAGCGGCUAGUUGGCUUAAGUCCAAUGAGCCUCUUAAGUUUGACAAUCAGCGCAUCUGUCUGGAGCAACUAGAGCGGAACUCAUCGAUUACUAUCAAAAAGUCUGUACGCAAAGAUACUGGCAAAUAUAAGCUAGUUUUGACCAAUAGUUCGGGUACUAUUGAGUCUGAAGCCCAAGUUAUUGUAUUGGAUCGUCCACUUGCACCGGGUGGGCCAUUUGAGCCGGAAGAGGUUCGAGCUCACCGCAUUAAAAUGAAAUGGAGACGACCCGAAGAUGAUGGUGGCUGUGAAAUCACGGGCUAUGCACUCGAACGCAUGGACGAAGAGACUGGCCGUUGGAUACCAGCUGGAGAAGUUGGUCCCGGCGAAACCUCGUUUGACUUUAAGGGUUUGACACCAAAUAAAAAAUAUAAGUUCCGUGUGAAAGCUAUAAACAAAGAGGGUGAAUCAGAACCACUAGAAACAACUGAUGCAAUUCUUGCUAAGAAUCCCUAUGAUCCGCCAAGUCCACCCAGCCAACCCGUUAUUGAUGAUUAUGAUAACAAAAGUGUCUCGCUUAAAUGGAAACGACCACCAUCUGAUGGUGGACGUCCUAUUACUCAUUAUAUCGUUGAAAUUAAGGAUAAAUUUUCACCAACAUGGAGUGAAGUUGCCAAAACCGAAGAUCCAACACCCGAAUGCAAAGUGGACGGGCUAAAGGAAAAAAUGGUAUAUCAGUUCCGAGUGCGGGCAGUCAACAAGGCUGGCCCAUCUGAACCGUCUCAGCCCACAGACAAUCAUCUUUGCAAGCAUAAGAACCUCAAGCCGCAAAUUGAUAGAUCGACAUUCAAACGCGUCACAAUCAAAAGUGGACGUACUCACAAAUGGUCGGUUGACAUUACCGGGGAGCCGGUACCCGAGGUACAUUGGAGUUGGCGGGACGACGUUCCACUGACAACUGGGGAUCGCAUUAAUAUCGAUAAUAUUGAUUAUCACACGGACUUUGUUUUAACGAAUGCCAAGCGCAAAGACAGCGGUUUUUACACAUUGAAGGCAGAAAAUCGGAAUGGUGUUGAUCGCGAGACCGUUGAAUUAGUUGUUCUUGGUAGGCCAAGUUCUCCGAAAGGACCUCUUGCUGUCAGCGACGUCACAGCAACUGGAUGCAAGUUACAAUGGAAAAAACCUGAAGAUGAUGGCGGCGUACCGAUCAAGGAAUAUGUAGUUGAGAAAAUGGAUACAGCAACUGGCAAAUGGAUCAGGGUUGGACGAUCUCCAGGCGAAAAAGAACCACCUACUUUUGAUGUUACAGGUUUGAAUCCCGGCUCUGAGUAUAUGUUCCGGGUGUCAGCUGUAAAUGAGGAGGGCGAAUCCGAGCCACUGACGACGCUCGUUAGUGUUGUUGCCAAGGAUCCCUUCGAUGAGCCCAAUAAACCAGGAACUCCUGAAGUUACCGACUAUGACAAUCAGAGUAUUAGCUUAAAAUGGACACCGCCCAAUCAUGAUGGUGGAGCUCCAAUACAAAAAUAUAUUAUUGAAAUGAAGGAUAAGAAUAAGCCAGAGUGGGAAAAGGUUCUCGAAACCCCUGGCGAUCAAUUAGAAACAACGGUUGCCGGUCUCCAAGAAUAUGGUGAAUAUCAGUUCCGUGUCAUUGCAGUCAAUAAAGCUGGUCUAUCGCCACCAUCAGACGCGAGCGUUUCACAAAUCGCCAAGUACAAAAAAUUGAAACCUCGUAUUGAUAGAACCAAUUUGAAGCCAUUGCUUAUUCGGGCUGGAAAGCCAAUUAAGUAUGAUGUGAAUGUACGUGGCGAACCUAUUCCUACUAUAAUAUGGUAUCAAAACGAUAAGGAACUGAAGCCUGCGGACUUGCCAAGCAAUUGCGAGAUUCAAAAUAUUCCGCACAAUACGAAAAUUUCAAUUAUUGACACUGUGAGAAAGCAUACGGGCACAUAUAAAAUACGAGCUGUCAAUGAGCAUGGAGAAGAUGAAGCAACCGUUGAAGUUAACGUUUUAGCACCUCCUGGUAAACCGAAGGGUCCCCUAGCUGUCAAAGAUAUUACCAAAGACAGUUGCAAAUUAAAAUGGCAAAAGCCUGAAGAUGACGGUGGUAAGCCGAUUACGGCUUACCAAGUCGAAAAAUUCGAUAAGAAACAAGGUCGCUGGGUACCUGUCGGUCGUACCUCUGGCAAUGAUACCGAAUUUGAUGUCAAGGGCCUUCAGGAAGGCCAUGAGUAUCAGUUUCGGGUUAAGGCCAUUAAUGAGGAAGGUGAAUCUGAACCUUUGGAGACCGAUAGCAGCAUAUUAGCAAAGAAUCCCUAUGAUUCUGCCAGUAAGCCAGGUACACCAAAGAUCGAUGAUUACAAUGAACACUUGGUCAAGCUAAAAUGGGAGCCACCUAAGGAUGAUGGCGGUGCGCCAAUCACUGGCUAUAUUAUUGAGAAAAAGGAUAAGUUUUCACCCAUAUGGGAUGAAGUUCUUACUACUAAUUCACCUACACCUGAGGCAACAGUCGAUGGCCUUACCGAAGGAAACGUGUAUCAAUUCCGUGUUCGCGCUAUCAACAAGGCUGGCCCCAGUGAGCCAAGCGACGCAACAGAGCCUCACUUGGCGAAACCGAGAAACCUAAAGCCAUUUAUAAAUCGCGAGAAAAUGAAGCCUGUCAAGGUACGAGCUGGUCAAACGGUUAAGUUUGAUGUAGAUGUUAAAGGUGAGCCAGCCCCCACUCUAUCAUGGUUCUACAAGGAUAAGGAAGUAACACCUAGUGGACAAUUCCGUUUGGAUAACGAGGACUACAACACAAAACUCACAUUAUUGGAUAGUUCACGAAAGGAUACUGGAGUUUAUAAGCUGAGGGCUGAGAAUAUUAAUGGUGUUGAUGAAGCUGAAGUCGAAGUCAUUAUAUUGGACAAGCCAGCUAGGCCCGAAGGACCCUUGGAUGUCUCGGAUAUACAUAAGGAAGGCUGCAAACUGAAAUGGAAGAAGCCCAAAGAUGAUGGCGGAGUGCCUCUAUCAGGUUAUGCCGUUGAAAAAAUGGAUACAGCAACUGGUAAAUGGGUCCCUGUGGGAACUGUUGAUCCUGAAAAGACAGAACUUGAUGUGAAAAACUUGGAUCCCAAUCAUCGUUAUCAGUUCAGAGUUAAAGCCAUUAAUGAAGAAGGUGAAUCGGAACCUCUUGAAACGGAUUCGGCCAUUACUGCUAAGAAUCCAUUCGAUGUAUCUGCACCUCCUGGACUACCAGAACUUGAGGAUUGGGACGAGCACCAUGUUAAACUGAAAUGGGAACCACCAAUCCGCGAUGGAGGUUCUCCCAUUACAAAUUAUAUUAUUGAAGUUAUGGACAAAGAUUCUGGAGAGUUCGUUAAAGCAGCAGAAACAGAAGGACCACUUUGCAAGGGAGUUGUUAAAAAACUGGAAGAGGGUCAGCAAUACAAAUUCCGCGUUCGCGCUGUAAACAAAGCUGGUCCCUCUGAGCCAUCAGAACAAACUAAUUGGCAUACUGCCAAGCCGCGCUUCCUGAAACCACAUAUUGACAGAACAAACUUAAAACCUGUUAUUGUAAAGGCAGGCUUAUCCAUCAGCUUGGACAUUAAUAUAAAAGGUGAACCAGCUCCGAAAGUGGAAUGGCUGUUUAAUGACUUACCUGUGCUCAGUGAUGAAGAAGGUAUUAAAAUUGACAAUGUUGAUUAUAAUACAAAAUUCUUUGUUAUGAGAGCCAAACGUCCCCAAAGUGGCAAAUAUACCAUUAAGGCAACAAAUGAAGUUGGCGAAGACAUCGCUGAAUUGGAUGUGACCGUACUGGGCAAACCAGGUAAACCCAAGGGUCCCUUGCAAGUUAAUGAUAUUACCAAACACAGCUGUAAGCUGAAGUGGGAAAAGCCUGAUGACGAUGGUGGCGCUCAAAUUGACUAUUAUGAAAUAGAAAAACUGGAUCCACAUACCGGGCAAUGGCUACCAUGCGGGAAGAGUUCCGAGCCUGAAGCUAAGGUAAUCGGCUUGCACGAAGGAAAACCCUAUAAGUUCCGUGUGCGCGCUGUCAAUAAAGAGGGCGAAUCUGAAGAUUUGGAAUCAGAUAAGCCAAUUAUUGCUAAGAAUCCAUUUGAUGAGCCAGAUAAACCAGGUCGACCGGAGCCAACCAAUUGGGAUAAGGACUUUGUCGACUUAGCUUGGGAUCCACCCAAAAACGAUGGGGGCGCCUCUAUUCAAAAAUACAUAAUUCAAAUGCGUGACAAGUCAGGUCGCGCCUGGGUAGAUGCCGGUACAGUUCCUGGUGACAAGACCAAGGGCACUGUAUCCGCUGUUGAAGAAGGACACGAAUACGAAUUCCGCAUUGUCGCUGUUAAUAAAGCAGGACCAAGUGAGCCUAGUGAUGUUUCCAAAUGUGUUGUGGCAAAGCCGCGUUUUUUGAAACCACACAUUGAUCGCAAGAACCUACAAAAGAAAGUUAUGCGCAGUGAUCAAAUGUUGCACAUGGAUGCAGCUGUCAAGGCCGAGCCUCCAGCUAAAAUAAUUUGGACCUACAAUGGAGCCGAAAUAAAAAACAACGACAAAAUUAAGAUUGAAAAUGAAGAUUACAAAACAACUUUUAUCAUGCCCAAAGUGAAACGUAACGAUAAAGGUAUUUACAUAGUUACAGCUAAAAAUGAUUCUGGUGUGGACACCGUUGAAGUCGAACUUGAGGUACUAUGCAAACCAAGCAAGCCGAAGGGUCCAUUGGCCGUCUCUGAUGUGACAGCUGAGAGCGUACAUUUGAAAUGGGAUAAGCCCGAUGAUGAUGGAGGCGAGCCCAUUGAGCAUUACGUUGUUGAGCGUAUGGAUACAGAAACAGGUCGGUGGGUACCUGUCCUAACAACUAAAACGCCGGAAGCAGACGUAACUGGCCUAACUGAAGGAAAAGAAUACCUGUUCCGUGUUAAGGCUGUUAAUGCUGAAGGUGAAUCGGAGCCUUUAGUAACUGAUAUUCCGGUUACUGCCAAGAACCCGUAUGAUGCCGCAGAUACACCCGGUAAGCCACAAAUAGUCGAUUGGUCGGCGAAUCACGCAGAUCUUAAGUGGCGGGCACCCGAUGACGAUGGUGGUGCACCAGUCACAGGAUAUAUUGUCGAAAAGAAAGACAAUAACACUGGAAAAUGGCAGAAAGUUAUGGAAUCAAAUACACCCGAUUGCAAGGCUCGUGUUAACGAUUUAAUUGAAGGAACUAAGUACCAAUUCCGUGUCAAAGCAGUUAAUAAAGCUGGUCAAAGUAAGCCAUCGGAGCCAUCUGACCAAAUGAUUGCUAAAGAUCGAUUUGCAGCACCCAAAAUCGAUAGAACAAAUAUUAAGGAUAUCACCAUCAAAGCCGGCCAACAUAUACGCUACGACAUUAAAAUUUCUGGCGAACCACCACCAUCCAAGACAUGGUUCCAUAACAAAGCUCGUAUCGAAAAUGAUGACUACAACAUCGAUAUGGAAUCGUAUCGCACCAAGCUGGCCGUGCCAUUUGCAAAACGAUUACAUACUGGUAAAUACACCAUUAAGGCCGAAAAUGAGUCCGGCCAUGAUGAAGCAUCAUUUGAAGUGGCCGUUCUCGAUAAGCCAGCAUCACCAGAGGGUCCACUGCGUGUAACGGAUAUUCACAAAGAGGGAUGCAAACUGAAAUGGAAUCCACCUCUAGACGAUGGUGGACUGCCUAUAGAACACUAUGUUGUUGAGAAACUGGACGUGGAAUCGGGACGGUGGGUGCCCUCUGGACGUUUCAAAGAACCAUUCGCUGAACUGAAUAACCUAGAGCCUGGUCAUGAAUAUAAGUUCCGGGUAUUAGCUGUAAAUACAGAAGGCGAAUCGGAACCAUUAUCCGGAGAGCAAUCUAUAAUUGCAAAGAAUCCAUUUGAUGAGCCCGGUAAGCCAGGAACUCCGGAGCCUGUUGAUUGGGACAAGGAUCAUGUGGAUUUGGUAUGGCGGCCACCUCACAAUGACGGCGGCUCCCCAAUUACUGGCUAUGUGGUGGAAAAACGUGAAAAAGGCACAGAUAAAUGGAUCAAGGGAGCUGAAAUAUCUGCUCCGGCAUUUGGCGAAGAAUGCAAAGCUUCUGUGCCAAAUCUUGACGAAAACUGCGAAUAUGAGUUCAGAGUAAAAGCUAUUAAUGCAGCGGGUCCUGGAGAGCCAUCAGAUGCUAGCAAAUCUGUCAUCACGAAACCAAGAAAGUUGGCACCAAAGAUCGAUCGCAAAAAUAUACGCACAUACAAUAUUAAGGCUGGAGAGCCGAUUUUCCUAGACAUCAAUGUCAGCGGUGAGCCAGCUCCAGAAAUAAGCUGGACUCAAAACGGCAAAAGCGUUUAUCCCACAUCCGCAAGCCACAUAGAAACAGUUCCCUACAAUACAAAAUAUAUCAAUAGUAGGCCAGAGAGAAAAGACACUGGACUUUAUAAAAUUGCCGCCCAUAACCUUUAUGGUCAAGAUCAAGUCGAAUUCCAGAUAAACAUUAUAACUAAGCCUGGCAAGCCGGAAGGCCCGCUAGAAGUAUCCGAUAUUCACAAAGACGGAUGCAAGCUUAAGUGGAAAAAACCAAAAGAUGAUGGAGGGGAGCCUAUUGAUAGUUAUUUGGUCGAAAAGUUCGAUCCCGAUACAGGCGUUUGGUUACCUGUUGGCAAGAGUGAUGUACCAGAAAUGACUGUUGAUGGCCUAAUACCCGGUCAUGAGUAUAAGUUCCGCGUAAAGGCUGUGAAUAAGGAAGGCGAAUCUGAGCCACUGGAAACAUUGGGUUCAAUAAUCGCCAAAGAUCCAUUCACGGCACCAUCUAAGCCUGGCGCCCCAGAGCCAACAGACUGGACAGCCAAUAAGGUAGAACUUGCUUGGAAUGAACCAGCUAGCGAUGGUGGCUCGCCAAUUACUGGAUAUAUUAUUGAAAUAAAGGAUAAAUAUAGCCCACUAUGGGAAAAGGCAUUGGAAACGGACUCGCCUACACCUGUCGCCACAGUGAACGGACUGAUAGAAGGAAAUGAAUAUCAAUUCCGAGUAACUGCCCUAAACAAGGGCGGACAAUCAGAGCCAUCUGAUGCCAGCAAAACAUUUGUAGCCAAGCCACGCUACCUAGCACCUAAAAUAGACCGAAGGAACCUACGCGAUGUAACAAUAUCUGCCGGAACAGCUCUUAAGUUAGACGCUGUUAUUGUUGGUGAGCCGGCACCAAAAGUGGAAUGGAAAUUUUCUAACUAUCCUUUGCAAUCCGGAAAAAAUACAACUAUUGAAACGCCCGACUAUUACACCAAGCUUGUUAUACGCCCCACUCAACGGAGUGAUUCUGGUGAAUAUUUGGUAACAGCAACAAAUAGCUCUGGCAAAGAUAGUGUCCUGAUCAAUGUAAAUAUUACGGAUAAGCCCUUGCCGCCCAAUGGACCACUUCAGGUAUCUGAUGUUCAUAAGGAAGGAUGCCAUCUGAAAUGGAAACGACCAAGCGAUGAUGGUGGCACUCCCAUUGAAUACUUUCAAAUUGAUAAGUUAGAUCCCGAAACUGGCUGUUGGCUACCAUGUGGGCGAUCAAUCGAACCUCAGGCCGAUAUUACAGGUCUAACGCCUGGUAAUGAAUAUAAAUUUAGAGUAUCGGCUGUAAACGCUGAGGGAGAAUCGGCUCCAUUAGUUGGCGAGGAAUCAAUUAUUGCCAAGAAUCCGUUUGAUGAGCCCGGCAAGCCUGAAAACUUAAGGCCAACUGAUUGGGAUAAGGAUCACAUUGAUUUGGCCUGGACGCCACCACUUAACGACGGUGGAUCUCCAAUCACAGGAUACCUUAUUGAAAAGAAAGAUAAAUAUGGUCAUUGGGAGAAGGCUCUAGAAGUACCAGCUGAUCAAUGCAAAGCCACAGUUCCUGAUCUAACUGAAGGCCAAGCAUAUGAAUUCCGAGUUAGCGCCGUUAAUGCCGCCGGACCAGGCGAGCCAUCUGAUGCAACAACUCCCAUUGUCGCAAAAUCACGCAACAAGCCGCCAGUUAUUGACCGCUCUAACUUGAUCGAAGUGCGUAUCAAGGCUGGGCAAGCUUUUACAUUUGAUUGCAAAGUAUCCGGAGAACCAGCGCCAUUAACUAAAUGGCUACUUAAAAAGAAAGAAGUGUAUUCAAAGGAUAACAUUAAAGUUACCCAUGUCCCAUAUAAUACCAAGCUUAAAGUGACAAAUGCGACCCGCUCCGACUCUGGUUUAUAUACUGUGCGUGCUGAAAACACCAACGGAGACGAUAGUGCUGAUGUUAAGGUAACUGUUAUUGAUAAACCAUCUCCACCGAAUGGACCACUUAAGGUGGAAGAUGUCCAUGCAGAGGGCUGCACGAUCAAAUGGAGUCCACCUGACGAUGACGGCGGCCAGCCGAUUGAUAAUUAUGUGGUGGAGAAAAUGGACGAAGCAACUGGUCGUUGGGUACCAGCAGGCGAGACAGAUGGACCAACCACAAGUUUGAAUAUAAAGGGUCUAACGCCAGGACAUAAAUAUAAGUUUAGAGUGCGUGCUAAGAAUCGCCAAGGUACAUCAGAUCCACUUACCACACCUCACGCCACUGAAGCUAAGAAUCCAUACGAUGCGCCCACCAAACCGGGAGCUCCAUCUAUUAAAGAUUUCGACAAAGAUUUCGUGGACUUGGAAUGGACAAGGCCAGAAAGUGAUGGGGGCUCACCUAUAAGUGGUUACAUAAUUGAAAAACGUGACAAAUACUCACCAGAUUGGGAGAAGUGCGCUGAAGUCGAUGGCGAUGUAACAAGCGGUCAUGUGCCCGACUUGAUUGAAGGCGUUAAAUAUGAAUUCCGUGUAAGAGCUGUAAAUAAAGCCGGUCCCGGUGUACCAAGCGAUGCAACUGAGCCGCAUGUUGCGCGUGCUAAAAACUUGGCACCUAGAAUCGAUAGGAAUUACAUGUUGGAUAUUAAGAUUCGUGCAGGCAACGUGUACGAAUUUGAUGUGCCCGUGACUGGAGAGCCCAUUCCAAGCAAGGAAUGGACUCAUGAAGAUAACAUGGUUAUAAAUACAGAUCGUGUUAAGAUUUCAAAUUACAAUGAUCGUACCAAACUGCGUGUUCUAGAUGCUAAGCGGGCGGAUACUGGAGUCUACACUUUGGUUGCCCGCAAUAUUAAUGGUGUUGAUAAGCACACAGUGAAAGUCACUGUACUAGAUGUCCCAACUGCACCCGAAGGUCCUCUACGAGGCGAUGAGGUGACCAAAAACUCAAUGACAUUACGUUGGCGACCCCCCAAAGAUGACGGUGGUUCCGAAAUAACGCACUAUGUGGUUGAAAAAAUGGACAAUGAAGCUAUGCGUUGGGUGCCCGUCGGAGAAUGUGCUGGCACUGAGAUUCGUGCAGACAAUCUCAUUGAAAACCAUGAUUAUAACUUUAGAGUGCGUGCUGUUAACAAGCAAGGACAAUCACAACCUUUAACAACUAGUCAAGCCAUUACAGCCAAGGAUCCAUACUGUCAUCCCGAUAAACCAGGUCAACCACAAGCUGUUGAUUGGGGAAAGGACUUUGUGGACUUGGAAUGGGCUGCACCUAAAAAGGAUGGUGGUGCACCUAUUACUUCAUAUAUUGUCGAAAAGAGACCUAAGUUCGGACAAUGGGAACGUGCUGCUGUUAUACCUGGAGACGAGCGGAAAGCCCAUAUUCCCGAUCUGACUGACGGUGGAGAGUACGAGUUCCGCAUAAUUGCUGUAAAUCGAGGUGGUCAGAGCGAUCCAUCGGAUCCAUCUGCAACUAUUAUCUGCAAGCCCCGCUUCUUGGCUCCAUUCUUUGAUAAGUCUCUCUUAAACGAUAUAACUGUCCAUGCUGGCAAGCGACUGGGCUGGACGCUACCAAUAGAAGCUUCACCACGACCAACAAUCAAAUGGCUUUACAAUGGCAAGGAAAUUGAGCCAAAUACACGAAUCGAAUCAAAUCUUUUCCAAAAUGAGCUGACAUUCGAAAUACCAUCAGCGCUUCGAUCUGAUGAAGGACGAUAUACAUUGAUAUUGAAAAACGAACACGGUUCCUUUGAUGCAUCGGCACACGCAACCGUACUCGAUCGUCCAUCACCACCAAAGGGACCCCUGGACAUCACUAAGAUAACCAGGGAUGGGUGCCACUUAGGAUGGCAAGUGCCCGAUGAUGAUGGCGGCUCACCAAUAUUGCACUACAUUAUUGAAAAAAUGGACUUGUCUAGAGGAACAUGGUCAGAUGCUGGCAUGAGUACCCAUCCUGUUCAUGAUAUUAUCCGCCUUGUUCAUCGCAAAGAAUAUUUAUUCCGUGUUAAGGCUGUCAAUGCUAUCGGCGAAUCUGAGCCAUUGGAAGCUUCGAAGAGCAUAAUUGCCAAGAAUGAGUAUGAUGAACCCGAUGCACCUGGUAAACCAAGUGUUACGGAUUGGGAUCGCGACCAUGUCGAUCUGCAAUGGGCCGCACCAAAAUCGGAUGGCGGUGCUCCCCUUACCGAAUAUAUUAUACAAAAGAAAGAAAAGAACAGCCCAUACUGGGUAAAUGUUGUCCACGUACCGCCAAAUAAGACAGCAGCAACUGUACCAGAACUUGUCGAAGGACAAGAGUAUGAGUUUAGAGUAAUCGCUGUUAAUCAAGCUGGUCAGUCCGAGCCAUCCGAACCAUCUGAUAUGAUAAUGGCUAAGCCGCGCUAUUUGGCACCAAAGAUAAUAACACCAUUACGCGAAGUACGUAUUAAGGCAGGUCUUAUAUUUCACAUCGAUAUAGAUUUCAUCGGCGAACCAGCACCAGAAGCUAUAUGGACGCACCAGAACAAUGCAUUGAAGUCAAAUGAAAGAUCAACCGUUACCACAAUUGGACACCAUACGGUUGUUCAUACUGUUAAUUGUCAACGCACAGAUUCAGGAGUUUAUCAUUUGCUAUUGCGUAAUGAUUCUGGCAUCGAUGAGGGUAGCUUUGAACUGAUUGUUCUCGAUCGUCCCGGCCCUCCAGAUGGCCCGUUGGAGUACGAAGAAAUUACUGCUAACACUGUGACCAUAUCAUGGAAGCCACCAAAAGAUAAUGGCGGCUCUGAAAUAUCUGCAUAUGUCAUCGAGAAACGUGAUUUAACACAUGGCGGAGGUUGGGUACCUGCUGUUACCUAUGUUAAUGCUAAAUAUAACCAUGCAGUUGUCCCAAGGCUUUUGGAAGGUACCAAAUACGAGUUUAGAGUAAUGGCUGAGAAUUUACAAGGCCGUUCCGAUCCAUUAACAUCCGAUCAGCCUGUUAUAGCCAAAAAUCAAUACACCGUUCCUGGAGCACCAGGUAAGCCUGAAUUAUUGGACAGUGACAAGGAUCAUAUUACUAUCAAAUGGAAACAGCCUAUUAGCAACGGCGGCUCACCCAUACUUGGCUAUGAUAUCGAGCGUCGUGAUGUAAAUACUGGUCGGUGGAUUAAAAUUAAUGGAGAACCAAUUCCGACCACAGAAUAUAGAGACGAUCGAGUAUCACCAAAUCAUCAAUAUGAAUACAGGGUAUCGGCAGUUAAUGCAGCCGGAAAUAGCAAACCGUCAGAGCCAUCAUGUACACUAAGUGCGCGUCCCAUGCGAGAGAAGCCAAAACUGCAUCUGGAUGGCUUGCACGGCAGGCGUAUCAAAGUACGUGCUGGGGAACCAGUCAAUGUUAAUAUUCCGAUAUCUGGUGCCCCAACGCCGACGGUUGAAUGGAAACGCGGUGACAUCAAAUUGUUAGAGGGUAGCAAAAUUUCAUACGAUACAAAUUCAGAGCGUACUAUUUUCCGCAUCGAUGAUUCAACCAGGCAAGACUCUGGAACAUAUAAGGUUACAGCUACCAACGAAUUUGGCAAAGACUCUGCUAAUGUUGAAAUAAUAGUUGUUGACAAACCAACGCCACCGGAAGGUCCACUAACUUACACUGAGACAGCACCUGAUCACAUUUCAAUGCAAUGGCAUCCACCGAAAGAUGACGGUGGCAGUGAAAUUACAGGCUAUAUCGUUGAAUUUACAGAGUUUGGUGUUGAUGAUUGGAAGCCUGUGCCCGGCUACUGCCCAAAAACAAAUUACACUGUCAAGGGGCUUACGGAAGGCAAAAAAUAUUUGUUCCGUGUUAGGGCUGAAAACAUUUACGGUGUUUCCGAAGCUCUCGAAGGUAAGCCAGUUGUGGCUAAGUCUCCAUUCGAUCCACCAGGUGCACCCACACAGCCACAAGUUGUUGGUUAUACUCCAAGCUCAGCGUCAUUGGAAUGGCAUCCACCAGAAUAUUGCGGUGGAAAGCCAAUUUCGGGUUAUAUUGUAGAAAGACGAGAACGUGGCGGUGAAUGGAUUAAGUGUAAUAACUAUCCCACGCCGAAUACAAGCUAUACUGUGCCCGAUUUGCGUGAAGGAUCUAAAUACGAGUUCCGUGUGACUGCGGUCAACGAAGCUGGUCCUGGCAGCCCAUCGAAGCCAUCAGAUCCUAUGACUGCCGAAUUACAACGCUAUCGUCCCGAUCCACCUGAACCUCCAAAGGCCGAUCGCAUAUCAAGGGAUAGCGUCACAUUGUCCUGGCGACCUCCGCGUAAUGAUGGCAAAUCCAAAAUCAAGGGGUAUUAUGUGGAACUACGACCUAAAAAUUCAAAAGAUUGGAAGCCAGUUAAUGACAUACCAAUUAGUUCUACCGUAUUUACGGUACCGGCUUUGAUGGAAGGCGAGGAAUAUUCAUUCCGCAUCAUUGCCGAAAAUGAUGUUGGACGCUCAGAUCCAUCCAAGCCAUCACAGCCCAUCAAAAUAGAAGAACAACCAAAUAAGCCAUGCAUGGACUUGGGCGGAGUUCGCGAUAUUAUUUGCCGUGCCGGGGACGACUUCAGCAUUCACGUACCAUAUGUAGCUUUCCCAAAGCCCACUGCAUUCUGGUACUCAAACGAUGUUGUGUUGGAUGACGACCAACGUGUACACCAACACUUAACUGACGAUGCUGCUUCGUUUGUUGUAAAGAAUUCAAAGCGAUCGGACUCAGGACAGUAUCGCUUACAGCUUAAAAAUCCACAUGGCUAUGAUACGGCUACUAUUAACGUAAAAGUCUUAGAUAGACCCGGACCACCAAGCAAUUUACGUGCUGAUGAAUUUGCUGGUGACUCUUUGACAUUAUAUUGGAAUCCGCCGAAAGAUGAUGGUGGCUCCCCGAUUCAGAACUAUAUUGUUGAGAAAAAGGAAGCCCGCUCUUCAACGUGGAACAAGGUCAGCAGCUACUGCACUGUACCGUUUGUACGUGUACGCAAUCUGACAAUUGGUAAAGAGUACGACUUCCGUGUAAUUGCCGAAAAUAAAUAUGGCGAAUCAGAUCCGGCUAAUACGUCUGAGCCAAUCAGAGCAAGACAUCCGUUCGAUGUACCAAAUGCUCCUGGCAUACCUCGCGGCAUUGAUUCCACAGAGGAUAGUAUUACGAUUGCCUGGUCUAAGCCCAAGCAUGACGGUGGAUCGCCAAUAACCGGAUACAUAAUCGAGAAACGACUUUUGAGUGAAGACAAAUGGACCAAGGCUGUUCAUGCCCUCUGUCCAGAUCUUAACUGUAAGAUACCCAACCUAAUUGAGAACGCUGAAUAUGAAUUUAGAGUGGCUGCUGUCAAUGCGGCGGGUCAAUCGCCAUUUAGCGCUUCAAGCGACCUUAUAUUCUGUCGCCGUCCACCACAUGCCCCCAAGAUAACGUCUGACUUAUCUAUUCGAGACAUGACUGUAAUUGCCGGCGAGGAAUUCCAUAUAACAGUGCCAUAUCACGCGAAUCCACGACCAACACCGUCUUGGAAUAUCAAUGGCAACGAUGUAGUGACCGAUCAGCGGAUUCGGUUUGAUACAGAUGAUUACAGCUCAGUUUAUUACAAUAAAUGUGCUAAACGUUCGGAAACUGGGUCUUACACAAUUACCCUGACAAAUAGCAAGGGCUCGGACACCGCAUCCUGUCAUGUGACUGUUGUUGACAGACCUGGUGUACCGCAAGGUCCAAUGAAUGCCUAUGAUAUCACACCCGAUACGUGCACACUCGCAUGGAAAACACCACUAGAUGAUGGUGGGUCGCCAAUCACAAAUUAUGUAGUUGAGAAACUCGAUACCAGUGGUACAUGGGUAAAGGUAAGCAGUUUUGUGCGUAAUACACAUUAUGAUGUAAUGGGCCUGGAACCCAAUCACAAAUAUAAUUUCCGUGUACGAGCUGAGAAUCAAUAUGGACUAUCCGACCCGCUGGACAUGCCUGAGCCCAUAACCGCUAAGCAUCAAUUCACUGUUCCUGAUGAACCUGGCCAGCCAAAGGUAAUUGAUUGGGACUCUGGAAACGUGACAUUGAUAUGGACUCGACCAGCCAGUGAUGGUGGCUCUCGCAUUCAGGGCUAUCAAAUUGAAUACCGUGACAUCCUUAAUGACUCAUCGUGGAAUACGUAUGAGUAUCUAAUCAAAGAUACUAAAUAUCAGUUGUACAACUUGACGAAUGGCAGCGAAUAUGAAUUCCGUAUUAAGGCGAAGAAUGCUGCUGGCUUCAGUAAGCCAUCACCUCCAUCGAUGCGAUUCAAACUGAAGGGUAAAUUCAAUGUACCAUCGCCACCAGGCACGCCCCAGGUAACGAAAGUGGGCAAAAAUUAUGUCGAUUUGAAGUGGGAGAAACCACUCAGCGAUGGAGGUUCGCGCAUUACCGGAUACAUAAUAGAACGCCGAGAUAUUGGCGGGGCUGUUUGGGUUAAAUGUAAUGACUACAAUGUCCUCGACACUGAAUUCACAGUUAUUAACCUAAUCGAAAUGGGUGAUUAUGAAUUCCGUAUUUUUGCUCUUAAUGCUGCUGGGCGCUCAGAGCCUAGCCAUUGCACAAUGCCCAUUAAGGUGUGCGAAGUUUUGGGCGGCGAGAAACCAGAUUGGAUAUCGAGAUUACAAGACAGGAUCGCACCUUGUGGCAAAGAUUUUACUUUACAAUGUGCUGCCUCUGGUAAGCCUAGCCCUACAGCCAGAUGGUUGAAAAAUGGCAAGGAAAUCCAGAUGCAAUCUGGAGGACGAUUUACAUGUGACAGCAAAGAUGGUGUCUUCCGUUUGCAUAUCACAAAUGUGCAGUCUGGCGAUGAUGGUGAUUACACUUGCGAAGCAAUUAACUCACUUGGAUUUGUGCAUACAUCAGGUUAUCUUAAAGUCGGCUCACCGCCGAUCAUAAACCGUUGCCCCAAUGAGUUGUACUUACCGGAGGGUGAUAAUACAAAGAUAAAAAUAUACUAUUCUGGCGAUCAGCCACUUUCAGUGAAGAUAACCAGAAAUAACGAAUUAAUUUCCAAUCUAGCUGAUGAAUCACAUUUUAAAUAUACUAUAUUUGAUGAUUAUAUUGCUAUAUUUAUUCGCGAUAUCGUUAAGACCGAUGGAGGCACCUAUCAAAUUGAGCUCAGCAAUGAUUCUGGUAAUGCAGUUGGACAUUUUGAUGCGCGUAUUACCGGACUGCCAUCAACGCCCGUUGGACCAAUGGGUAUUUCCCAUAUCAACAAGCACUCAUGUACAUUGGCUUGGCGUCCACCAGCGUACGAUGGUGGCCUGAAAAUAACGCAUUAUGUGGUUGAACGGAAGGAUAUAUCGUCACCACAUUGGAUCACUGUAUCCAGCACCUGCAAGGACACAAACUUCAAUGUGCAAGGCCUAAUCGAGAACCAAGAGUACAUAUUUCGCGUAAUGGCUGUAAAUGAGAACGGCAUUGGUGCACCAUUAGAAGGCUUGAAUCCAAUUCGUGCCAAAGCACCAAUCGAUCCCCCAUCACCACCGGGCAUUCCAGACAUUACAGAGAUUGGCGGCGAUUUUGCCCAUUUGGAGUGGAACAAGCCGGAGUCGGAUGGUGGUAGCCACAUACAAGGUUAUUGGAUCGACAAACGAGAAAUUGGCAGUGAUACCUGGCAACGAGUUAAUCCAAUUAUUUGUGCUGCUAAUCAAAUCAAUUGCCAUCAUCUGAUCGAAGGUCGUCAGUACGAAUUCCGCAUAUUCGCACAAAAUAUUGCAGGCCUAUCGAAAGCAUCGACCGCAUCGCAAGCUGUUAAGAUCAUCGAUCCAAAGGCCGCCACAGCUCCUCUUAUUGUGAAGCCCCUGCGUGAUGCGAACUGCAUACAAAAUCAUAACGCGCAAUUCACAUGUGAAAUCACCGGAGUACCUCGACCAACCAUCACUUGGUAUAAAGGAGCGCGUGAGAUAACGAGCGGAGCUCGCUAUCAUAUCUACUCCGAGGGCGACAACCACUUCUUAAACAUUAACGACGUAUUUGGCGAGGACGCUGAUGAAUAUGUUUGCCGUGCCGUAAACAAAGCCGGUGCCAAGUCAACUCGUGCAGCUCUCGCUAUUAUGACUGCGCCGAAGUUGAAUGUGCCACCACGAUUCAGAGACACUGCAUACUUUGACAACGGUGAAAACGUUGUUAUUAAAAUACCAUUCACUGGUUUCCCCAAGCCCCGCAUCCUUUGGAUAAGAGAUGGCGAGAAAAUUGAAUCUGGUGGACACUACAAUGUUGAAGUAAAGGACCGACAUGCCGUAUUAACAAUUCGUGAUGGAUCACAGCUUGACUCUGGCCCAUACCGGAUAACGGCAGAGAACGAACUUGGGUCGGAUACGGCUGUAAUUCAAGUGCAAAUUAGUGAUCGUCCAGAUCCGCCGCGCUUCCCAUUGGUCGAGAGUAUUGGCACAGACUCGUUAUCUCUGAGCUGGAAGGCGCCUGUUUGGGAUGGCGGCAGUGACAUUACUAAUUAUCUAGUUGAGCGCCGCGAGCAUCCACUUUCGUCAUGGAUACGUGUUGGAAACACACGUUUCACUUCAAUGGCCGUUACCGGUCUGACACCUGGCAAGGAGUAUGACUUCCGCAUAUUUGCCGAUAACGUCUAUGGACGAUCUGAUGCUUCAGAAAUAAGCACACUAAUCAAGACAAAAGAUUCGAUUAAGAAAAAGCCAACUGAGCGCAAAUGGGAGUUGGAUGAAAACGGUAAAAGGAUACGCGGCAAAGCUGAUGGCCCAAUCAAAGACUACGACUCAUACGUGUUCGAUAUAUACUCGAAAUUCGUGCCACAGCCCGUAGAAAUUUCGCACCAAAGCGUCUACGAUAGAUACGAUAUACUCGAGGAGAUAGGUAACGGAGCCUUUGGUGUUGUGCACAGAUGCCGGGAGCGAAGCACUGGAAAUAUUUUCGCUGCAAAGUUUAUUCCCGUAUCACAUGCUGUUGAGAAAGACUUAAUUCGACGCGAGAUUGACAUUAUGAAUCAGUUGCAUCACCAAAAAUUGAUCAACCUCCACGAUGCGUUCGAAGACGACGACGAAAUGGUUCUCAUACUUGAAUUCUUAUCUGGUGGAGAAUUGUUUGAACGCAUCACUGCUGAAGGUUACGUCAUGACCGAGGCCGAAGUUGUUAAUUAUAUGCGACAGAUCUGCGAGGGCAUCAAACAUAUGCACGAGAAGAAUAUCAUUCACUUGGACAUAAAGCCGGAGAAUAUAAUGUGCCAGACACGUAGCAGUACAAACGUGAAACUCAUUGAUUUCGGAUUAGCCACACGAUUGGAUCCCAACGAGGUCGUAAAAAUUACUACAGGCACAGCCGAAUUCGCAGCCCCUGAAAUUGUAAAUAGAGAACCAGUUGGCUUCUAUACGGAUAUGUGGGCUACGGGCGUGCUUGCCUAUGUGCUCCUGAGUGGACUUUCACCAUUCGCUGGGGAUAACGAUAUACAGACUCUAAAAAAUGUUAAAGCCUGCGAUUGGGACUUUGAUGUGGACGCAUUUAAGCACAUAUCCGAUGAGGGCAAAGAUUUCAUACGCAAGCUUCUCAUGGCCAACAAAGAGAAACGAAUGACUGCCCACGAAUGCCUGCUGCAUCCAUGGUUAACAGGGGAUCAUAGGGAGCUAACCCAAAAAAUCUCUCGCGAUCGUUAUCUGGCAUAUCGCGAGAAAUUGCGAAAGAAAUACGAGGACUUUGGCAAAUAUCUGUUGCCGAUUGGCCGCUUAUCUGAGUAUUCGUCACUACGAAAAUUGCUAAUGGAGAAAUAUAAAAUACACGAUGCCGUGUUCGAUCGUCGACAAGCCGCUCCAAGAUUUGUCAUCCGACCCUCGUCACAGUUCUGUUAUGAAGGACAGAGCGUUAAGUUCUAUUGCCGAUGCAUUGCGAUUGCCACGCCCACACUUACCUGGUUGCACAACAAUAUCGAACUAAGGCAGAGCGUCAAGUUUAUGAAACGGUAUGCAGGAGAUGACUAUUACUUUAUCAUUAAUCGCGUGAAGCUAGACGAUCGUGGCGAGUAUAUAAUUCGCGCCGAAAACCAUUAUGGUUCCAGAGAGGAAGUUGUUUUCCUCAAUGUACAUCCACUGCCAAAAGAACAACCAAGAUAUAGAACCGAAUCGACGCCAGUUCGACGCCGUGAACCCUUGCCCUACACCUUCUGGCAGGAAGAAUCGGAAUCGGCACCCUGUUUUACAUUCCUAUUACGUCCACGCGUCAUGCAGGCCCGCGACACAUGCAAGCUCCUCUGUUGUCUGAGCGGCAAGCCCGUUCCUACUGUUAAGUGGUAUAAGGAUGGUCGUGAGCUAAGCAAAUACGAAUACGCAAUGACCCACUCCGAUGGAGUUGUCACAAUGGAAAUAAUUGAUUGCAAACCUUCAGACUCCGGAAAAUACAGCUGCAAGGCAACGAAUUGUCAUGGAACAGAUGAAACGACGUGCGUCGUUAUUGUCGAAGGAGAAUGGGUUACGCCUGAGCAGGCAGAACUUGCACACAACUUCCUCUACUCAGGAGACCGCAAGUACAUCGAACAACCCAUCAAGCCGGCUCCGCCACCGAUUAUAACGACACGGCAAUUUACAUCGUCAAAUAUUUCCAGCAACUCGCAUCAGUCAUCAAGCACCAGAUCGAUGUCGGACGUUAAUACUGUCACCAACAUCAACUCGACACAGAGCACAAGUUCCUCAACGACACAGAAUAGCAUUUCAGGCAAAAAGAAAUAUGCAGCCAGUAGCUUACAGGCACCCGGCAGCCCAUCACGAUCUCGUAGUGCUACUAAAGAGCUAAUACUUCCGCCCGACGAUUCCUUAAUGUGUAAGCCGGAGUUCACUAAGCCACUUCACGACUUAACAAUUAGCGAUGGCGAACAGUUGCAGUUGGUGUGCCACGUCAAGGGAGACCCGGAACCACAAAUCACAUGGUCCAAAAAUGGCAAGUCGAUAUCGUCAUCUGAAAUAAUGGAUCUAAAAUACAAAAACGGUAUUGCUACGCUCACAAUCCACGAAGUUUUCCCCGAAGAUGAAGGAGUAUUCUCAUGCACAGCAACAAACUCAAUUAGCGCUAUCGAAACCAAGUGCAAGCUGACUAUCAAACCUCUGGAUAAACAGUCAAGCAAGCGCCAGGCAACUGGUAGCGACAAGCCACCGAAAAUAGUAAGCCACUUGGAAUCCAGAUUUGUAAAGGAUGGAGACGCGGUCACAUUGGCCUGUCGCAUUAUUGGAGCUGAUCAUUUUGAUGUCGUUUGGCUGCACAACAAUAAAGAGAUCAAGCCAAGCAAAGACUUCCAAUAUACUAACGAGGCAAACAUUUACCGUUUGCAGAUUGCUGAAAUCUUCCCAGAAGAUGGCGGCACCUAUACUUGUGAGGCGUUCAAUGAUGCAGGCGAAUCAUUCAGUAGUUGCACGAUUAAUGUCACAGUACCUGGCGAUGAUCCCAAGCAGCCGACAUUUAUCCAAUUUCCCGUUUCCGUUUCCGUAACGGAGGGGGAGAAUGCCCAAUUCGAAUGUGAAUUUGAUGGAGAGCUGGUCAGCCUAGCUUGGCUAAAGGAUGGCAAACCUAUUGACGAAGCACGUACUAGAUACUCAUUCACCAAGGAUGGCAAUCGAUACAAGUUUGCAGUAAACAAAUGUACUUUAGAUGAUGUGGGACAAUAUCAGGCAAAGGCUGUAUCAAAGAAGGGUGAAACCUUGAGCGCAUUUUCGGUAAAUGUCCUCAGCUCCGAUGCCUAAACUUCAAAUAACUUUGCACAUGCAAAAAAAACUUUAUUAGACUGCUCAUCAAAAAAAUAUCAUCUUAUAAGUAUUUCAUAUGAAAAAAUUAAAGAAAAUACUGAAAAUCGGAAGCAACAAAGCACCUGGGAGGACUGUGCCAUGUAAUAUGAUAUGGCCCUCCUCUUCGAAUCGUAUCUAACCUAUUCAUAUAUGUAAUACUUUAGAGAUAAAAUAAUAUUGCCUUCAUACUUACGCAUAAGCAAAGUGUACAAUAAUUUAUAAUUCUUUCAGUUGUAUCCAUUUAUGUUUACGUUUAUUUAAUGUAUGUAUGUACCUAUUUAUAUACAUCAUAUAUAUUCAAUAUAUAAUAAUAUAUAUUCAAUAUAUAAUAAACUCACUGAAUCACGAAUGAUGUAUGGAAGCAGUGAACCAAUCCAUGUGUUGUGCCACUUCUCUGACCGCUGGCAUCCUCACUGACCAUCAAACAAAUUCACAAGUCAGCGAAGUAGCCCAAUAAUGGAUUACCUUCUGCUGCAACUGUACAUCUAACUACUGGCAUACAUACAUGCAUACAUACUUACGUCUCCGAUGUAAAUUUGAUAUUUAUGUAUUUGUGGAAUGUGAACGGCUAUCGACCCAAAAAUAUGACACUCAAAUUUUUUAAAAUCGAAUUCAAAAUAAACGACGUAAU